UUCCCAGGCUGGCAGCACGCAGGGAGGGAGCUAGUGAGCUGUCAGCAAUGGGUCAGCAUGCUGGCAGCCUGGCAGGGGCACAUCACCAGUGACUGGCAGGACUGUAGUGUCUGUGACUGCUGCUCCCAGUGCUCCCACCAUCAUCGUCCAGGGGGGCUGCAGCUGCGAGCAGAGCUGCAAGUUGCCGGAGCUCCUCCCCCCUCCCUCCGCACCGUGUGACAACAACAACCCGUCCAGCACAGAGCGGCAGCAGCCAGCAGCACCUCUCAUUCUCUCUGUCACUCCUGCAGCUCCAUCUCUGCUCCAUGUGCUGCCAGAGAGAGCCCGGCUCCUGCCAGCCGCCUCCUCCUCCUCACCCUCCUCUGCCAACUCUGUGCUAGGCUCAGCCCGUGCGAGAGAGUGCCCCCUGCUCCGGUCCUAUCCUGCGGGGACACAGGGGUUAAGUCCUCUCCCAAGAUAACCACUUUGGCAGCAGGAGAGCUUUUGUUCCACUCACCUAUGUAUAUGUAGCUUUCUUCUUCUUCUUCUGCAACUUUUCCCAGCGUUGCAGCAUUCAUUCCUAUUACUCUGGGAGGAAGUCGUAUGUGACCAUGGCCGUGCCGGCUGCACUGAUCCCACCGACUCAGCUGGUGAGCCCUCAGGCAGUGAUCCCCACGUCUGCUCCCUCCUCGUCCACCAACUCGUCCUCUUCUUCCCCUGUUCCCUCUGUCGCCCCUUCUUCCUCCGGACCAAGCCUGUACCGGCCGGAGCCAAUUGCAGCCACCACGGUGACAUCCAGCAUCAGCAGCCCGGCUGCCACCAACAUCAGCAUCUCCAACAGCGGCAACCCAGGGACAGCAGUUGGUGCCGGCAACAGCAGCAGCAACAGCCCCAGCCUGGCCACUAGCAGCAGCCUCAGCCACCAUCACAACCUUAUCCCUAACACUCCAACCACCUCCAGCAGCACCACAUCCACCUCUACCUGCAGCAGCAACAGUGUUCCCAGCACAAACCUGCCAGGGAAACCUGUCUACUCCACCCCAUCCCCUGUGGAGAACAUCCCUCAGAACAAUGAGUGCAGGAUGGUGGACCUGAGAGGUGCCAAGGUGGCCUCAUUCACAGUGGAGGGCUGCGAGCUCAUCUGUUUGCCCCAGGCGUUUGACCUAUUCCUGAAGCAUUUAGUUGGGGGGCUGCACACUGUCUACACCAAGCUGAAGAGGCUGGAGAUCACCCCAGUAGUGUGCAAUGUGGAGCAGGUCCGGAUCUUGAGAGGAUUGGGGGCCAUCCAGCCAGGGGUCAACCGCUGCAAACUCAUUUCCAGAAAGGAUUUUGAAACCUUGUACAACGACUGCACCAAUGCCAGCUCCAGACCGGGAAGGCCCCCUAAGAGAACACAGAGUGUGACCUCACCAGAGAACCCGCAUAUUAUGCCUCACAGUGUGCCUGGCCUAAUGUCUCCUGGGAUGAUGCCACCCACAGGUUUAACGGCAGCAGCUGCAGCGGCUGCUGCUGCUACCAACGCAGCCAUAGCUGAAGCAAUGAAGGUUAAAAAAAUCAAAUUAGAAGCUAUGAGCAACUACCAUGGCAGCAAUACACAGCACGGAGCAGACUCUGACAAUGGUGAUCUCAAUUCCAGUGUUGAUUGUCAUCCCCACAUCAUACAGAUGCAGCAACAAAUGCUCUAUCGGUGGAUCUGUAGUGCUGAGGUGGAGGAGUCUCAAACAUCAAACAGGAGCAGUGAUGGUUCUUGGGAGAAAGAAAAACUUCAGUCUCUCCCUACCCAAGGAUCACAAACCUCUGUUAACCAUCCCAGCUUGCCUGGACAGCAUAAUCUUCCAGUUACUCAUCCUCUCAACUCUCUGCAACAGAAUCACCUGCUGCCAAAUGGUCUGGAACUUCCAUUUAUGAUGAUGCCACACCCACUAAUUCCUGUUAGCCUACCUCCAGCUUCUGUAACCAUGGCAAUGAGCCAGAUGAACCACCUCAGUACAAUCGCAAACAUGGCUGCCGCUGCACAAGUACAAAGUCCGCCAUCCAGGGUUGAAACUUCUGUAAUUAAGGAACGGGUUCCAGACAGUCCAUCCCCUGUACCUUCCCUGGAAGAUGGACGAAGACCGGGCAGUCAUCCGUCUUCUCACAGGAGCAGCAGCGUUUCUAGUUCACCAGCCAGGACUGAAAGCUCUUCAGACAGAAUUCCUAUCCAUCAAAACGGCCUCUCGAUGAACCAAAUGCUGAUGGGUCUGUCUCCAAACAUUAUACCUGGUCCAAAAGAAGGUGAUCUUGCUGGUCAUGAAGCUGGACAUGAGGCAAAGAGGAUACAUAUGGAAAAAGAUGAGAUCCAGCUCUCGACACCAACUGCGAGAGACAGCUUUGACAAACUCUCCCUGUCAGGACAUGGACAACCACUACCUCCUGGUUUUCCUUCCCCCUUUCUUUUUCCUGAUGGGCUGUCUUCUAUAGAGACACUUUUGACUAAUAUCCAGCGUCGCGAUUCAGCUCUAUCCAUCUACUGGCUUCAGGGUUUGUUAAAAGUUGCCAUAGAUAAUGCAAGAGCUCAAGAAAAACAGGUACAAAUGGAAAAGACCGAAUUGAAGAUGGAACUGUUCAGGGAACGAGAACUGAGGGAAACUCUAGAAAAACAAUUAGCAGUAGAACAAAAGAACAGAGCAAUAAUUCAAAAAAGACUUAAGAAAGAAAAGAAGGCAAAACGAAAAUUGCAGGAAGCUUUAGAAUUUGAGACAAAAAGGAGGGAGCAAGCUGAGCAGGCAUUGAAACAAGCAGCAUCUUCAGAAGGCCUCAGGGUCCUAAAUGAAGCUCUGACCCCAGAAAUAGAAUCUGACCGCAAUGGGGCCAGAACAGAUGCUGAAAGGACAAUACAAGAUGGAAGACUCUAUUUAAAGACCAGUGUAAUGUACUGAAGAUACAACAGAAGGUUCCGUGGGAGCAUAAUGUAGACUCAUUGGAAUGUCUGAAGGAUGUAAAUUCUGACAGUAUUCUCUCCACUCGCCUACCAAUGUUCUUCAAGCAUACUGUAUUGUCAGGCUUGCAGCCUGUGACUACUAGAGAGUCUGAAAGGUUUUGUAACUGUGUCAGUGGCCCUUCACUUGUUGGAUUUCGUGCAAGAUGCUGCUGCAAUUCUGUAGACACUGUAAUUAUCAACAAACAAGACCCACUGUACUUCUUUUUUUAAAGGAACUUGUCAGACAUUUCUAUAAUUGAGCACACUAGAACCCUCCAGCAGUGGCCGCUAAGACAUCUGAAACAUUUUAUCACACGUAAACCAGCAAAGAUGCUUAGACAUGAAGGAUCCUAAAAGGGCAUGCACUGAAUGGAAAAUCAAGAAAUUAAAACAAUUAACUCACGACUGAAAUGGAAGUUUUUACAUAGUAACAUUGUUUUCUUCUUAACGUUAUCACUUUUAUCCAGCGAUGGAAAUACCUGCUCUUGAAAACUGAACUACUGUAUUUAAUGAAAAGAACUCUUUUUCUCGAAUGUAAUCUAACUACUUUGUGUUUUUGAGCCUCUUGUCCAGAAACAACCAAACCAGUAACAGAACUUACUUCUUCAGUACUGUGGGGUUCAGGAAAAAUACUUUGUUUAUUAAAACUGCAGGCCAUGUGUACAUAGACACAGUCACAAGGGAGGUAUUAUGUAUGCAGUAGACUACUAGUGUUUAGUAAGAUCAUUUUAGACAAUACAAUAUGUUUUGUCACUCUGUUGGUUAUAAAGAAGCCUUUAUAGUUUUAACGCAUGCAGGCAUGUAAAUAUUUGUCCUGAAGUCACAGUAUUAAUUGAUAACAUUUUAAGAGUCUGGUGAAAAGAAAAAUUCAGCUGCUUUUAUUUGUUUAUUAAAUCUUUUAUGCCCUGAAUCAUCACUAGUAGGGUUAGUAUUUGGCUGAUCAGCAAGUUCAGACACCAGAAAUAUUUUUAUAUAAUUCUGUUCAUUUUUGAGUGAAAGUCUUUGAAUAAACAAACCCUAAACACUUGAUAUAUCCUUCCACUAAUAUUGAGUAUUGACCUGACAGCUUUCUGUCUACUCACUACUGUAUGGUAUGAUCACUGCCCAUCUACUUAUUGUAGCUGUACAAUGUAGUAUGAAAGGAAGGUUUUUUUUGUCUUUUUAAUGUGUUAAAUGAAACUACACAUUUUCACCAUGAGUAACUGGAAAUUAGAACAUAAUAUAAGUGAUCUGAAAAAUAAAUUUUUCACAUUUUGUAAUUUCUGUGUACCCCUUUAAAGACUGAGUUCAUAAAUUAGUUCUAGAAAGUGUAAAAAUUUUGGUUUCUACACAUAUCUAGUUUUAUGCACAUAAAAUGUAAUUUAUUUUGUUAUAAUGCAUUAAAAGUUGUUUUUAUUGUCAAAACUGAAAGUUUAUUCAUUUCAACUUGGUAAUAAGUAUUGUUUGUGUUAAAAACAACUGGAGCUUGUAAAGUCUUCCAUGAUGUACUCUGACAUAACCCUGUGCAAGAACCUGAGCUAUACAUUUCAAUUCACCAUUGUAAUUUUUAAAUAAAAUUAUUGUAUAUACAA
Molecule: messenger RNA, 4509 nt
Organism: Pseudophryne corroboree (corroboree frog)
Lineage: Eukaryota; Metazoa; Chordata; Amphibia; Anura; Myobatrachidae
Gene: DACH1
Product: dachshund family transcription factor 1
Exons: 14
Coding region: 591-2897 (768 amino acids)
Biological process (GO): regulation of transcription by RNA polymerase II
Cellular component (GO): nucleus; transcription regulator complex
Molecular function (GO): DNA-binding transcription factor activity, RNA polymerase II-specific; RNA polymerase II cis-regulatory region sequence-specific DNA binding
Source: RefSeq, a predicted model, not a curated record